UUGUUGAGUCAUCCUGAAAUCUCUGACGAACCAGACAAUGACGAGCCUACAGCUCAUGUACUGGGCGGUCAACACUUACACUUUCGAAAAGGAGAGAUAAGAGCCGAUGAACAAACAGCUCAAAGUUUGGUUUGCAACGACUGCUCCAAGUUAUUCCGCGAUGCUGCGGCCGCGGAACGACAUGCCACGCGAACCAGUCAUCAAAAUUUUUCUGAAAGCACGGAAUCGAUCAAGCCUUUGACCGAAGAAGAGAAAAAGCAAAAGCUGGCGGAAUUGAAGGCCCGGUUGGCGGAAAAGCGUGCCUUGAAGGCAAUGCAGGAAGAAGAGGAGCGCAAAGCAUUAGAGAAGAUGAGACGGCGCACAGGCCAAGAAAUUUCUCAGCUCAAAGAGGAAUUGGAGGCUAAAGAGAUGAAAAAGGUGUUUGAAGCCAAGCGAAGAGAAAAAGAAGAAGAUCGGCUCGCGAAAGCAAAAAUCAAGGCGCAAAUCGAAGCGGACAAGCGGGAACGCAUGGCCAAGAGAGAGGCCGCAAAACAGCAGCAACAACAACAACAGCAACAGUCUGCAUCGGCCAAUCAAACAACGCCAUCUUCAAAACAGGAAUACCACGAAGCAAGAUUACAAGUAAGUAUUAGAGCUCCUGGAAUGGCACCCAUUGUCAAAAACUUUGACGCGAAUGCUAAACUUUCGGAAGUGCACGAUUAUCUGAAUUCUCAAGGCAUCAAUGCCGCAUUUAGUCUUGGUACCACCUUUCCGAGAAAAGUGUUUACCGAGGAACAUCAAAGAAAGACUCUGAAGGAUUUAGGUAGCGUAUUGAUGAAUCUCAUUUUGAUGAAACUGUUCACUCAAUGUUCUCUGUAG
Radiomyces spectabilis is the source of this 858-nucleotide messenger RNA. RefSeq lists its product as uncharacterized. The record is from RefSeq and is a predicted model, not a curated record. The annotation marks the transcript as partial. The transcript is spliced from 5 exons. NCBI's taxonomy places the organism in Eukaryota, Fungi, Mucoromycota, Mucoromycetes, Mucorales, Radiomycetaceae. Gene Ontology annotation, molecular function: protein binding.